UCGGACUGACUAGAUAACUCGUCCGCCACAACAAUCGAAUAACGCAUUGGCGAAAUUAAAUCAAAAUCAUUAGACUAUUUCGACCGGACGGACAGUCACCUCAGUAGAGACGGUACAGAAAGCGACAGUGCCGUUUAACGUCCCGUCUCGCGCGCGCACACACACACACAAACACAUACACACACGCUCACAAACACACGCACACACACAUACACACCGACCCCCCGACAUAUCCACGCGCAGUCAGGACCGCCGCUGCGCGCCGGCUGGAAAACCGAAGCGAGCUGCAAAGCAAGCAGUCUGUGUGUUGGAAGUCGCGUGCUGCCUCGCCUGCACGGGAGUCCGCGAAAGAGGAGUGUACAUGUCUGCAUGCGUCUGACUGUGCACCAAAAAGAGAGGAACGCUGUGGAUUGUUUGGCGUGGAUGGGCGAAGGUAGAGGGAUACACAACAACGCACAACACAACUGCCUCUUCCCAUCUUGGACUCGGUGAAGCCGGCCUAUCUGUUGCCCCCAUCCCAUAGAGACGGUCGUCUAGGCGACCACAGCACUGAAGGGGCGGGCUGCCGCUGGACUGGAAUACGUGGGCACUAUGACCCAGGAGGGCCAGAGUGACCCACCGGUGCUGGAGACCCCCGCAGAGGCUGAGCUGAACCCGAGCCUGGCCCAGGAGAGAGAGCCUGAACCGGGCCACAAGGAUCCGAGCGCUGGGGAGGAGGCUGGAUCUCCACCAGCUGAGUCACCCAGUCCAGACACAGGGGCUGAUGGGACUGUGGAGGACUGCACGGCAGAGGGGGAGAGAGAGGGUGAGAGCGGACGAAAGGAAGAGGAGGAUAAGGUGAUGAAUGGAGGAGAGGAGGAGCAAGAGGAGAGAGGAGAGGAAGAGGAGAGAGGAGAGGAAGAGGCAGAAAAGGACAAGGAAGAGGAGGAGAGCAGGUGUGCAGACCCAGAGACAGACGCUGUAGAAGAACACACUGACCAGCCGGACACACACACAGAUGAGCCCGCAAAGAGCGCUGCGAACAGGAUGAUGGACGAGGUCAGUCGGACAGAAGGAGAAGAGGAGGAGAAAAAAGAGGAGGAGAAGGAAGAGUGUGACACCUUCAGCGCCACAUUUGAGUGCUCUGUGGAGGACGCUGACACAGAGGUGGAGGACGAAGAGGAGGAGGAGGGAGGAGGAAGAGAAGAACAGAGCAGAGCAGUAGAAGGAGAGAGGAAGGUGGAGGAGGAGGAGGAAGAGGAGGAAGGCGGAGGAGAGGAGGGGACAGAACACCCGAACCAGGACACUUUCAGCUCGGCUUUUGAACUCAUUGUGGAGCAGGUAUCCGGGGCAACGGAGGAGGAGGAGGAGGAUGGAGAGGUGCGGGAGAGAAGAGUGAGUGUGAGAGAGGGGGAUGAGGAGGACGAGUGUGAUGGCGGAAACGACGAGGAGUGCUCGCGCGACGCGCAGGACGGCUUCAGCUCCACCUUCGAGCGCAUCGUGGAGUCGGAGCUGCUGAGGGGCGGCACCUGCUACAGCUCGCUGGACUCGCUGGACGUGCUGUCGCUGACCGACGAGACGGACAGCUGCGUGAGCUUCGACGCGCCGCUCACGCCGCUGAUCCAGCAGAGGGCGCUGGUGGGGCCGGAGCCGCCCGAGCUGGAGCUGGAGCCCGUCCAGGAGGGAGAGGGGGAGGAGGGGGAGGGAGAGGAAGGGGAGGAAAGAGGGAUGACAGUGCGGGCCAACGGAGGAGGGGGCGGGAGUCCGCUCCGGACCACCAUUCCGGGAAGCCGCUCGGAAAACGUGCUGAGCCAGCGAGCCAUUCCCAACGGAUUCCACGCAGACACACACAGCAAUGGGGACAGCGCAGGCAUCCCCACCUCCAUGAGUGAUGCCAGCUUGGCAGAUGUGCUCUCAGACUCCGAGUCAGAACUCGGCAGCUUGGAACAGCUUGCCCGCGGGAGCACAGAUACACUCGCCAAUGGUUGCCGUGCCGACUCUGACGCCGCAAAGCGAUUGGCCAAGCGUUUGUAUCACCUGGAGGGAUUCAAACGCUGCGAUGUGGCACGACACUUGGGCAAGAAUAACGACUUCAGCCAGAUGGUGGCGUCGGAGUAUCUAACCUUCUUCGACUUCUCUGACCUGUCACUCGAUCGAGCUCUCAGGAGUUUCCUGAAGGCGUUUCCUCUGAUGGGGGAGACUCAGGAACGGGAGAGGGUGUUAGUGCACUUCUCCAAGAGGUUCUGCCACUGCAACCCUGAUACACUCACUUCUGAAGACGGAGCCCAUACACUGACCUGUGCGCUCAUGCUCCUCAACACAGACCUACAUGGACACAACAUUGGUAAAAAGAUGUCCUGUCAACAGUUCAUCAGCAACCUGGAUGGACUGAAUGACGGCAAAGACUUCCCCAAAGAAGUACUAAAGGUGCUGUACAACUCCAUAAAGAACGAGAAGCUUGAGUGGGCUGUUGAGGAAGAAGAGUUGAGGAAGAGUCUGUCAGAGUUGGUGGAGGAGCAGUGUGAGGGCGGGGCCAGAAGGGGGGUCCGGGUAACGGAUGGGAAUAACCCUUUCAUCGCCAUUCCCCUCUUGGUCAACGCUGUGACCUACAAACACGGGAUACUGACCCGCAAGAGUCAUGCCGACAUGGAUGGCAAACGCACCCCUAGGGGUCGCCGUGGCUGGAAGAAGUUCUACGCUGUGCUGAAGGGGAUGAUUCUCUAUCUGCAGAAGGAUGAGUAUAAGCCAGAUAAGGACCUGUCGGAGGUGGACCUGAAGAAUGCGGUUCGUGUGCACCAUGCCAUGGCCACUCAGGCCACCGACUACAGCAAGAGGCCCAACGUCCUCAAGGUCAAAACGUCCGACUGGAGAGUGUACCUCUUCCAGGCCCCGAGUGAAGAGGAGAUGCUGUCGUGGAUCUUCAGGAUAAACUUGGUCGCUGCACUCUUCUCGGCUCCUGCCUUUCCUGCAGCCAUCGGCUCAAUGAAGAAGUUCUGCAGGCCAAUACUGCCAUCAUCUGGCACCAGACUAAAACAGGAGGAGCAGCUGUGCGCUCAUGAGAACAAGGUGAAGCAGAUCUCUCUGGAGCUGGAGGAACACAGAAGGAGUUUGCCUGAGCUCUCUCCCAAGAGCAGAGAUACGGAGGAGCACCGCCUCAAAGAACACUACCUGGCCUACGAGAGGAGCCGUUAUGAGACAUACUCGUCGCUGCUGCAGGCCAAGCUGCGUCUGGAGACGGACGACCUGGACCGUCUGGAGGUGUGUGUGCUGAGCGGCGAGGCAGCCGCACGGGACGGAAUCAUGCGCAAGACCCAGUCCAGCCCGCACAUCAGCCCUGGACACGGCAUCAAUGGACGGAGCAUGCCACGGACACCCCCUCGGAGCUGAACACACACACACACACACACACACACACAUAGUAUUCAUACACACACAUGCAAGAACAUUUACUCACAAACUUCAUUUUACACACACACACACACACACACACACACACACACACACACACACACACACACAUACACGCACACACACACACACACACAUCCAUCAUCCAUGUUCAAUGCAAGGCAAAUGCCGUUAACAAAUCCCAAACAUAAACACUGUACUACACAGACCGACGUAAAACACACCGACUCCACACUCACAGACACACCCCUCCCUCACACCUGACCUUUAACCUUUGCUCUCUGACCUCUGCGCUUGAGAGGAGGAGUGGAAAAGAGGAGUGGAGGAAAAAAAACAGAACACAAAAAAGCAAAAACAAAACAAAUGUAGCAUAAAUAGCUCCUUAAGUCCCCAGUCCAUGGGCUUAGUGCCACCAUAAGUAUUAUAGCUGUUGUCCUGACAACUGCAGUGUUGCCACCAGGCUUGUGCAAAAUUCCAGAAUUUAAUUGAAACUGGCUCUUAAAUUCCAAUUCAAUUCUUGAAUUUCACUGGCAUUUCAAUUGAGGUAGCAAACAGGAAGCAGAAUUGCAAUUCGAAUUGUGCACAACCCUGGUUGCCACUAGCAUUCCAUUCUGUGCCAAAUGCAACAUAGAAAGAGAAAUCCUCCAAGAGGACGGGACAGAUCGUCAGCAGAGGAACCAUGGGAACCACUACGAUGUCACGUCACAGUGACAUCACGCCUGCAUGACGUCAUAGAUCUGGAACUUUUGGUGGUACUGCUGCCAUCAGAGUGUGGUUUAAUUAGAGAGGGUGGAGUUUAGGAUGUGUGGGGUGGUUUCUUACAAGGGCUCAGCCCAUCUGACAAAGCAACACAAACCAAGACUCACACACAACCACACACACACACACACACACAAAACAUAUACAUACACACACACACACACACUCAAAUACAUACACACACUCACAUACACACUUGUACACAAAUAUACAUACACACACACACAC
Alosa alosa (allis shad) is the source of this 4374-nucleotide messenger RNA. RefSeq names its product pleckstrin and Sec7 domain containing 2 (gene psd2). NCBI's taxonomy places the organism in Eukaryota, Metazoa, Chordata, Actinopteri, Clupeiformes, Clupeidae. The record is from RefSeq and is a predicted model, not a curated record. Gene Ontology annotation, biological process: regulation of ARF protein signal transduction. Gene Ontology annotation, molecular function: protein binding; guanyl-nucleotide exchange factor activity; phospholipid binding.